AAUUUACCCAUUGCACCUUCAAUUACGUUUCAUUGCUCAUUCGAUUUCACAGACAACACACCCUUGACUCCAUUUUCUCCCUCUCUUCUUCCGGCGUGACCCCUCUGCCUCUCCCUCCCUCUCUUCGCCCCCCUCCCUAUCGCCUUUGGGGUCCGCCCAACCGCAAAAACCCUCAUCUAAAAAACCCCCAAUUUCCCUCAAUUUUCCCGGAUUCCCCUCCGAUUUCGCAUUCCCCAACCUAACAUUACCCCAAUUGCUUCAUCAAUGGCCGCGCCGGAGCUAGCUCAAACCGAGCCAGAGGGAAUCGAGGGAGUCCGGAUGACGUGGCUGAAUUGGCCGCGAUCGAAGGUGGAGGCGUCCAAGUGCGUGAUCCCAAUCGCAGCCUCAAUCCAGCCGAUCCGCCCCCACGUGGAUCUGCAGAUCCUCCCCUACGCGCCGCUCCGAUGCAAGACGUGCUCCGCCGUGCUAAACCCCUUCUGCCGAGUUGAUUUCAAUGCCCUCAUAUGGAUCUGCCCAUUCUGCUUUCAGAGGAACCAGUUCCCGCAUUAUUAUUCAUCGAUAUCGGAGACGAAUGUGCCUGCUGAAUUGUACCCCAAUUUUCCGUCAGUUGAGUAUUCGAUCCAGAAUCCGCAAGAUUUCAACCCGGCUGCAGCGCCUUCUCCGAUUUUUUUGUUUGUGCUGGAUACGUGCAUGAUCGAGGAGGAGUUGGAGUUUGCCAAAUCUGCGCUGAAGCGGGCGAUUGGGAUGCUGCCGGAAAAUGCUAUGGUUGGGUUUGUAUCGUAUGGCACGCAGGUGCAGGUGCACGAAUUGGGGUUCUCGGAAAUGUCAAAGGUUUAUGUGUUUAGGGGAUCGAAGGACAUCACAAAAGAUCAGGUCUUGGAGCAAUUAGGCCUUGCUGUGCCGGGCAAUAGGCGGCCUGGUCCGGGCAUGCAGAAGAGUGGCGGUGGCCCGAGCCCUGUGGCUGGAGCUGGGCCAAACACGGGUAUCAACAGAUUUUUGUUACCCGCAUCCGAAUGCGACUACACACUUGAUUCAUUGUUGGACGAGUUAGUGACCGAUCAGUGGCCAAUUGCCCCAGGCAAUAGGGCAUUGCGGUGUACGGGAGUUGCAUUGAGUGUUGCCACUGGACUUCUAGGGGCAUCAACAUCAGGGGCAGGUGCAAGGAUUAUUUUAUUGGUCGGAGGUCCAUGCACAGAAGGUCCUGGAUCGAUUGUCUCAAAAGAUCUGUCUGAUCCAGUCCGUUCACAUAAAGAUCUUGACAAGGACGCAGCACCCUUCUUUAAGAAAGCAGUCCAUUUCUACGAUGAACUUGGGAAACAGUUAGUUAGUCAAGGACAUGUGUUGGAUGUCUUUGCCUCUGCUCUCGAUCAGGUUGGGAUUGCUGAAAUGAAGAUUGCCAUUGAAAAAACUGGUGGACUUGUCGUUUUGGCUGAAAGUUUUGGCCACUCUGUCUUCAAGGAUUCGUUCAAGCGCAUAUUUGAAGUUGGAGAGCAGUCAUUGGGGCUUGCAUUCAAUGGUACGCUGGAGAUCAACUGCUCAAAGGAUAUCAAAGUCCAAGGGAUCAUUGGUCCAUGUACCUCACUUGAGAAGAAAGGGCCUGCUGUGGCUAACACAGUUAUAGGACAGGGAAAUACUACAGCUUGGAAGAUGUGUGGCCUUGACAGAAGUACAUGCCUGACGGUUUUCUUUGACAUUUCAUCCAGUGAAAAGUCUGAUCCUGCAGGGUCAAGUCAAUUAUACGUACAGUUCCUUACUAGUUAUCAAAGCUCUGAUGGCCAGAUGCGGCUGAGGGUCACAACUGUUGCACGGAGUUGGGUGGCAGGCAGUGAGGAUUUAGUUCAAGGAUUUGAUCAAGAGGUUGCUGCUGUAGUAAUGGCCAGACUAGCUUCUUAUAAAAUGGAAAUGGAGGAAGGUUUUGAUGCGACAAGAUGGUUAGAUAGGAAUUUGAUACGCUUGUGUUCCAAAUUUGGGGAAUAUCACAAAGAUGAUCCUGCCUCGUUCACCUUAAACCCCUGUUUUUCGUUGUUUCCUCAGUUCAUGUUCAAUCUGCGACGGUCACAAUUUGUACAGGUGUUUAACAAUAGUCCGGAUGAGACUGCCUAUUUCCGUAUUUUGUUGAACCGAGAGAGUAUUAGCAAUGCUGUAGUCAUGAUUCAACCAUCACUGAUAUCAUAUGCAUUUAAUUCACUUCCUGCACCAGCUUUGCUUGAUGUACUAUCCAUUGCACCAGAUCGUAUUCUCCUGCUGGACUCUUAUUUUAGUGUCGUUAUAUUUCACGGAAUGAGUAUAGCUCAGUGGAGGAAUAUGGGCUGCCAGAACCAGCCAGAACAUGAGGCCUUUGCUAUGUUGUUACAAGCUCCACAAGAGGAUGCCCAAUUGAUAAUUCGUGACCGUUUUCCUGUACCAAGGCUUGUGGUGUGUGAUCAGCAUGGUUCCCAGGCAAGGUUUUUGCUGGCAAAGUUGAAUCCUUCAGCCACCUACAAUACUGCACAAGAAACGAUGCAGACCGGUUCAGAUGUCAUCUUCACCGAUGAUGUAAGUCUACAAGUAUUCAUCGAUCACCUUCAGAGGCUUGCAGUUCAAGGUUCUUAACAAGGUAAUGAGAGUCGAUUCACCUGCUCGAUGGUUUCUUGGAUUCUAUGGAAAAAGUUCUGGAGUGAAUUAUGCCUCGUCUAGUUCCUGUAUGAAACUAUGCCUUAUUGUCGUCCAAUUGCGAGGAUGAGGUUAUAGACCCUCACUGUUUGAACAAUGAGUAGUUGCUGGGCUUGAGAGGUCUUUUGCUUAAUUGGAUUCCGAGGUGCUCGCCGAAUUUUGUAACUUAAAUAGUUAUUGGACAGACCUAAGGGUAUAGUUGUAAGUUAAAAGGUGACAUUUUUUGUGUUUUGACAUAUAUUGGUAAUUUUCCACCUUAUAUUCCUUUGUGAUUGAAAUUUUUGUAUUGAAUUUGAGGAUGUGAAUUGUGAUGGAGGCUAGACAGCUUUUUGUUA
This is a messenger RNA of Salvia hispanica, 2987 nucleotides long. Its product is annotated as protein transport protein SEC23 E-like. Gene Ontology annotation, molecular function: GTPase activator activity; zinc ion binding. The record is from RefSeq and is a predicted model, not a curated record. Gene Ontology annotation, cellular component: COPII vesicle coat; endoplasmic reticulum exit site. Lineage: Eukaryota; Viridiplantae; Streptophyta; Magnoliopsida; Lamiales; Lamiaceae. Gene Ontology annotation, biological process: COPII-coated vesicle cargo loading; COPII-coated vesicle budding; endoplasmic reticulum to Golgi vesicle-mediated transport.